Messenger RNA from Pseudozyma hubeiensis SY62, 1569 nucleotides. RefSeq lists its product as hypothetical. Lineage: Eukaryota; Fungi; Basidiomycota; Ustilaginomycetes; Ustilaginales; Ustilaginaceae. Gene Ontology annotation, molecular function: oxidoreductase activity, acting on the aldehyde or oxo group of donors, NAD or NADP as acceptor. The transcript has a single exon. The coding region runs from base 1 to 1569 and encodes 522 amino acids. The record is from RefSeq and is a predicted model, not a curated record.
AUGGCAUCCACAUCAAAGACCCCGGCCCCCGAGCCAACGCUCUACAUCGACGGCAAAUGGACCCACGCCAAGCAGGGCCACACUCGUCCCAUCAUCAACCCCUUCGACGGCUCCACCAUCACGGUCAUCGACGAAGCAGGUAGCGACGAUGCACUCGCCGCCGUCACAUCCGCCGCGCACUUCUUCCGCACCUCGGCAUGGCCGCAUCAGACGUGCACCGAACGCACGCCUCUGCUCUCUCGAGUAGCCGACCUUCUGCAGCGAGACAAGCAGAUCAUCGCCGAGAUCGAAACACGUGACACAGGCAAGACGCUAGAAGAAAGCAAGGUCGACGUGGACGACGUCACCAACGUAUUCCGCUUCUACGCGCAAGAAGCCAACAAGCUCGACACACCCAAGAAGAUCGUCUCGGAUGUGAUUCCGGAUACGGUCGAGAGCAGGACGACGCACGUUCCCGUGGGAGUGUGUGUGUUGAUCGCACCGUGGAACUACCCGUUGCUGCAGAUCUGCUGGAAGGUGGCGCCGGCGCUGGCUACGGGCAAUGCGGUGAUCAUCAAGCCGUCCGAGGUGACGCCGCUGUCGACGGUGCACUUUGUCAAGCUGCUGGUGGAGGCGGGUGCACCCGUGGGAUCGGUUCAGCUGCUCACUGCUGGUGGAGCGUCGGUCGGUCCUACGCUCACCGAACACGCCGAUGUGGAUCUCGUCUCCUUCACCGGUGGCCUCGACACGGGUCGUCGCAUCAUCUCUUCCUGCGCAACCACGGUCAAACGAUGCACCGUUGAACUCGGCGGCAAAAACCCCAACAUCGUCUUUGCCGACUGCGAUCUCGACUGGGCCAUUGAUACCGUCACCACCGCCGUCUUCCUGCAUUCUGGUCAGGUGUGCUCGUCGGGAGCGCGGUUGAUCGUGGAAGACUCGAUCGCGGAUAAGCUUGUCGCAGGGGUUGCCGAGCGCGCCCAACGCAUCCAGAUGGGCAACGGUAUGGACCCUGCAUCCGAGACGGGUCCUCUGGUAUCCGCUGCGCACCUCUCGAAGGUGGAGGCGUUUGUCAAGCUGGGCAAAGAGGAAGGAGCAAAGCUCAUCUGCGGUGGUGCACGACCCGACGCCAAAACCCACCCGGAGUUGGCGAAGGGUUUCUUCUUCUGCCCAACGAUCUUCGACCACUGCAAGCGGGACAUGCGCAUCGUACAGGAGGAAACGUUCGGACCCAUCCUGACUGUAGAACGUUUCAAGGAUGGAGACGAAGAGCAUGCCAUCUUUUUGGCUAAUGAUACAAAGUACGGUCUAGCGGGAGGUGUUCAGUCUGGGGAUGAGGGGAGAGCGAGGAGGGUGGCAAAGAGGUUGAGGCAUGGAACGGUGUGGGUCAAUUCGUACGGCUCGUACACGCCUGCUGCUGAGUGGGGCGGAUUCGGCAUGAGCGGUAAUGGCAGGGAAUUGGGAAGUAAAGGGUUGGACGAGUAUGUCGAGACGAGGCACGAGUGGGUAGAGACCAAGCCGACGCCCCCGGGAUGGUUCAAGGGUGAAGGCAAGGUGUUGGUGCCUGCUGGUGGCGUCAAAGCCAAGUUGUGA